GGGAACAACAGUGAAUAUGUCGACUGUACAAUAUCGAUCACCUCGCCCCAUCAUCGCCAUCAAGCGUCCCUCGAGGGAGUGAUUAAUUUCUUCGCAGUAACUCCGCCACUCAGCCUCGAACAAGGACAGAUUUUAACGCGUGUGUUUACUGCGGUCAUCGACGCAUGCGAACCGUUGCAAAAUCCAAAGCCAUACAAACAGAUCACUCUCGUACGACUCACCUACGUAUACGCGAGAUCUGAAGCAUCCAGAGACAACUUUCUGCGUUUCUUCUUCCAACAAACAAAGAUCUCGAGUGAUAGUUCGCCGUCGGGAUCGAUCCCUGCGUCCGAAUAUGCACCAAGAUUGAUAGCGUUUGCACAGACACUUUUUGAAAAUUUCUUCCUUCCCUCUGCAACGAGAAAGACCCCUCAACCUUCGCCUGCGACCGUUUCCGAUAUACAAAGUGCACAGUCCCUCGCCGGAACUACCCAACGGCUGGCUACUUUAAGAAGAGAUUGUCUUAUACGUGAUCGGUAUCGCUGUGUGAUCUCACGCACAUUCGACCGUGAUGAAGCAAUGAGGCGCGUGUCGCGGGAUGGCGAUUAUAACGCACAAGACGAUGAAGGAAAUCUGUUAUCUGAAGAAAGCGGCACGUUUGCUCCAUUAGAGGUGGCACAUAUUAUUCCCCACUCAUUAAUGACUUUUCCAAGUGGGAAGACGGAGUUGGUAUGUCCACUACCCUUCCCGAAGGAUGAGUCGAAACAGCUAGCGCUUGCAAUUUUGAACAUGUUCGACGAUGGCGUGGUACAUCUGAUUGAAAGCAUUGACAUUGACCGCCCGCGCAAUGCGAUCACAUUGACUCAUGAUUUUCAUCAACUUUUCGGCGGGUUCGAGGUCUACUUUGAGCCCACAGGUAACGAACCACAUACCUAUCGCGUCGACUCUACCAGCACUGGCAUUCUACGCCAUCGGAUUUUCCCUGUCAAUCGUACACUUUUCUUGACUGACACUCGAACGAUUGAUCCUCCUUCUCCACGAUUACUCGCUAUCCACUCGGCCAUUGCACAUAUACUUCACAUGAGCGCGGCUGGCCGCUACAUUGAUAGUGUCCUUGAGGACCUUGACCAGGGAGAAAUCUCAGUGGAUGGGUCAACCCCGUUAGGCCAUUUCACUGCUUUACGGAUUCAUGGCUGGUGGGAUGGGCGAAUUCGUGCCUACUGA
Exophiala xenobiotica is the source of this 1203-nucleotide messenger RNA. RefSeq lists its product as uncharacterized. Lineage: Eukaryota; Fungi; Ascomycota; Eurotiomycetes; Chaetothyriales; Herpotrichiellaceae. The transcript has 2 exons. The coding region runs from base 559 to 1203 and encodes 214 amino acids. The record is from RefSeq and is a predicted model, not a curated record.